This is a messenger RNA of Gasterosteus aculeatus aculeatus (three-spined stickleback), 3485 nucleotides long. It is a transcript of the gene nploc4, whose product is annotated as NPL4 homolog, ubiquitin recognition factor. NCBI's taxonomy places the organism in Eukaryota, Metazoa, Chordata, Actinopteri, Perciformes, Gasterosteidae. Gene Ontology annotation, biological process: ubiquitin-dependent protein catabolic process. The record is from RefSeq and is a predicted model, not a curated record. Gene Ontology annotation, cellular component: nucleus. Gene Ontology annotation, molecular function: ubiquitin binding; ubiquitin protein ligase binding.
UCGAUGUGGGACCAGUGGCAAACGGUCGGGCGCUAAUGUCUGCAACACCCGGUGUUUGAGUUGUGGGAUGGAGUUUCGUUGACUGACAGUAACGCUACGUGAAAUUUCUAUUAAGUGUCUCUGUCUACUAACGCAGCGGUAUCUAUCGGAGCGCGCCCCCCGGAAACAUGGCAGAUGUUAUUGUCGUCAGGGUACAAUCCCCAGAUGGGAUGAAGAAAAUUGCUUCUACCAAAAGGGAGACGGCUGCGGCUCUUUUAAAGAAGGUGGCCAAAGAGUUUGGGUUCAAUACCAACGGGUUUUCUAUUUACCUGAACCGCAACAAGACCGGCGAGAUCCUUUCCCAGAACAAAACUCUGAGCCUGCUGAAGAUCAAGCAUGGCGACAUGCUGUAUCUGUUCCCUUCAGCAUCCUCCUCCUCCUCUGGGGAAGUCAUGGACACCGCCACCCCUCACUCAUCUUCAUCCCAGCCGUCCGUCUCGUCUUCUUCAUCCUCUUCUUCAUUCUCUUCUUCUUCGUCCUCCAUGAUCCCACGGUCGUUCUCAGCGCCACAGGUCCAGGAGGACGAGAUCGAUCAGUAUCUGACCAAGCAGGACGGGAAGAUCUACAGAAACAAAGAUCCACAGCUAUGUCACCAUGGUUCCCUUGGAAAAUGUGUGCACUGUGUACCGUUAGAGCCUUUUGACGAAGACUACCUGAAUCACCUCGACCCCCCAGUGAAGCACAUGUCAUUCCACGCUUACCUUCGGAAGCUGACUGGCGGAGCUGAUAAAGGGAAGUUUGCAGCUUUGGAGAACAUCAGCUGUAAGAUCAAGUCUGGCUGUGAGGGCCACCUCCCCUGGCCCGAGGGGAUCUGCACCAAGUGCCAGCCCAGCGCCAUCACGCUGAACAGACAGAAAUACAGACACGUGGACAACAUCAUGUUUGAGAACCACACCAUCGCCGACCGCUUCCUGGACUUCUGGAGGAAGACGGGCAGCCAGAGGAUGGGCUACCUGUACGGCCGCUACACCGAACACAAAGACAUCCCGCUGGGCAUCCGGGCCGAGGUGGCCGCCAUCUACGAGCCGCCGCAGAAUGCAACUCAGAACAGCCUGGAACUGGUGGACGAUCCGAAAGCUGCAGCUGUGGACGAGAUCGCUGCCAAACUGGGCCUCUGCAAGGUGGGCUGGAUCUUCACCGACCUCCUCUCUGAGGAUACGAGGAUAGGAACCGUCCGCUUCACGAGGAACCACGACUCCCACUACCUGAGUGCAGAGGAGUGCAUCACAGCCGGGUACUUCCAGAACCUGCACUCAAACCCGUGCAGACUCUCUAGAGACGGACACUUUGGCUCAAAGUUUGUGACCGUGGUGGCGACAGGUGGUCCAGACAACCAGGUGCACUUUGAGGGGUACCAGGUGUCCAACCAGUGCAUGGCUCUGGUGAGGGACGAGUGCCUUCUGCCCUGCAGAGACGCUCCGGAGCUGGGCUUCGCUAAAGAGUCCUGCUCGGAGCAGUACGUCCCAGACGUCUUCUUCAAGGACAAAGACAAGUUUGGAAAUGAUGUCACAUUUCUAGCUCGGCCACUUCCUGUGGAGUACCUCAUCAUAGACAUAACUACCACGUUUCCAAAGGACCCCCAGUACACCUUCUGCUCCACACAACGCUUCCCCAUUGAGAACCGAGACAUCCUGGGAGAGACGCAGGACUUCCACACUUUAGCGACGUACCUUUCCCAAUGCACCUCCACGGCAUUCCUGGACAUCGUGUCGGACUUCCAUCUGCUCCUCUUCCUCGUUACCAAUGAGGUCAUGCCCCUGAGGGACAGCAUUGGGCUGCUCCUGGAUGCUGUGAGGUCUUCUAAUGAAGAUCUGGCUCAGACCUGGAAGAAGUCCGAGCAGUGGGCCACCAUCGAGCAGCUGUGCAGCACCGUGGGCGGGCAGCCCUCCAGCUCUCAGGGUUACGGGGCCACGGGCGGCCCCUCGGUCCCGGCCUCCUCCUCGGCCAUGUGGUCCUGCCUCCACUGCACCUUCAUGAACCAGCCCGGCACGGAGCUCUGUGAGAUGUGCAGCCUGCCCCGCAGCUAAAGACCCCCCCUCCUCCUGACUCGCCAGUGACAUCGCUGCGCCAGGACCAGAUGCGAGAUUUGGACGCCCUUCGAACCCCCCCCCCUAACGUUUUGUUGUUUUUCUUGGCCCCCCCCACCUCACAGACGUGAAAGAGGAUGCACUCGUUUACAUCAAAUGCAUCCAGUAAAUCAGAUAAAAAACAGACUGUUUCUUUUGUAUCCCUCACGGGGCCGUAGCUCGUUGCGCUUAAGCCCCCCCCCCCGUCCCCCCCCCCCCCGGCCCCCCAACUGAUUAAUCAGCCCGGUCAAAUGAAUCCUGCUGUGACGACAGGCAGCACAGACUGGAGUGUUUGGAUGUCCUCGUGCAUCAUUCUCACUGCGUUUUGGGUGAAUCUUGCUGUGUAUAAAUACAAUUGAGGAAUGAUGAUGUUAUUUAAUUAAGCUUUUGUUUGUUUUUUAUCAGAUUCUAGCGUAGUUUUACAUUUUGAAUCUCCAGCGUGGAUCCACUCGGUCAGCUCUUUGCUUUUUGGUCCUGGCCCCUUAAAGUACAAUCAUCCCUCAGACUCCCCCCCGGCUAGAGAGCUUCUGUUUCAGUAUUAAGUUACUAUAAAAGUCCCAGAGUGGGAAAGGCGUGCACAAACACCUCCACCCCCCCAACUCAUCCUCCACCUGCUGCAGACGUAACCAGUGCUGCUGGUUGGUUGCAGUUGUAGCUUCUGCACAAAAUGCUCAUGCUGGCUUAUUUUCAGAAUGUUGUGUCUGAUAAAAUGACAUCAUCAUCAUCGUCGUCAGUGGCUCAGUGCUUUCCGCUCUUCGUCUCGUCGCCCGGAGGAGAAAAAGAUGGCCGACAUUUCACCGUUUGUCCUGACGUCCGUUUGUGGAUCACUUUUUAUUCAACUUGAGCUUCUUCCAGCAGGAGCUUUGCGUAAGAGGAGUGAAAGAGGCGGAGCCUGAAAAAGUUAACGCACGAAAAGAAAAAGCCUCACUUACAGACUCAUUUCACUCCCCAAAUCUUAAAAUAAAACUAAGCAUUUCCUCCCUUUCCUCCAGUUGUGUGUGGCACAGAUGGAUGGGUGGUGCGUGACGAGGUGUUUCCGUUCUAAACCCUUCGACGCGUUUUCUCUUCGGUGAGACUCAUUACGAGUUCGGUGCGUCUGUGAGGAGGUUCAAAGGUCACGGGCCUCCUGGGUUCAGAGGGCCGGCCGGCGCUGUGGAUCGAUUGACGCUUCUCGCUCGGCGCUCGAUGUUGGUUCAUUGACAGUGAGAGUAUUAUUUUAUCUGUAGUUCAUUUAGUUUCAGGAGUUCUGGAGCCUUUUCCUUAGGUAAAGGGCGGCGGUUUGCAGAGCGAGCGACUCGGAGCUCACGAGGAGCCUCCCACUUGUGUGCUGUUCACUUGGAUUUGAGACAAAAAUAAUAAUAAAAAAACAAAGUUCAUAUU